Phytophthora nicotianae INRA-310 is the source of this 1298-nucleotide messenger RNA. RefSeq lists its product as hypothetical. The transcript has a single exon. The record is from RefSeq and is a predicted model, not a curated record. Bases 456 to 824 code for a protein of 122 amino acids. Lineage: Eukaryota; Oomycota; Peronosporomycetes; Peronosporales; Peronosporaceae.
GAGUCUUGAGCUUCUUCACGUGUAAUGUCUUGUCGAACGGUUUGUUGCUGACCUGCAGUCUGUAGUUGGUACGGUCUGCCUCGAUUCUGAGGUCAUCAUUGUCUGCCUUGAUAGUCAUAAUGAUCUCGUCAGCGUCACAGCUUAAGAACAUGCGCGUAGUAAGGCCACAUGCGAGCUGCACACGACGCGCGAUGGCGGUGGCCACGAGCUCGCAGAACCGCGUCUCGGUUGUGGCCUCAGUGUUACCGAUGAAUUGCUCGUAUUCCUUCUUAAGCAGCUGCUCCUGCGUCUCUAAGCGGCGCUGCUCGCUCUCCUCGCUAUGAUCAUUACUCGAGUCCAUGACGACGUCGCAGCCGCGCUCGUCCAGGUAGCAGCGCGGCGUGCGCAACACACGCUGGAACGGGUCCACUACGAUUUUGUUGGAGCGGUGGCUGCGGUCCGGGUCCUUGCCCAUCAUGAGGUGCACGAAGCUGUCUAGAGUGAAGUCGUCGGGCUUCUUGAGCUCGCCGCCUUCACGUCGCGGGAAGACCAUGACCAAGUCGUGGUCGUACAGCGUCUUGUCGCUGCUGGUGGAGCGCGGGACGGACGACUGCGCGCUUUGCAUGGAGCUGAACUCCAUGUCCACGGCCGUAUGCGCGGCAGGCGAGGAAAACGCGUCAUACGCGUCAGAGGACGACGGCAUUGCAAGAGUCUUAUCUGCCCUACGCUGCAAAUCCGAAAGUGAGCACCGCGGUGCCGGUCCUCUUCGAUACAACAACUGCGACGCGAAGAAGGUGCACGCGCUUAAGAGGCAAAUGCCGUUGACAUGUGACAACAACCGGUGACUCACGGAGAUGGCUGAAAGAUGCCAAUAUACAUCGCGUUGGAAUUCGUCUACAGACGAUGGAAAGGAUUCAGAAGAAGAGUGCGUAAUUGGUCAAGGUGGACGGACGGGCGGAUGAUUAACUCAUGGAGAAGUUCGGAGCGGAUCUGACUACGAUGUCACACAGAGUUCACGCCUGACUCCGCCCGUCCGAGGUGGUCUAUCGCACGUUGUCGCUGCUCGUAAUUGUCGGCAGACUUCCGAUGGACGAUACGACCAGGAUAUGCAUGAACCAUGCUCAUGCCAUGAAUACUAUGAACUUCAUACUAUGAACUUCAUAGUAUGCAGUGUAUGCUUCAUGGUAGGUCAUGUGCAGUAUCAAGCAGCCUUGAACCAACAACAAUUUGAAUAAUUGGUUUUACUAGUAUGGCAGCAUCCUCAGGCGAGUGCUCGCCACGGUUGCUAAGGGGGCAAGCUGAAAUAUAUUUUCUAUAAG